Molecule: messenger RNA, 3123 nt
Organism: Saccostrea cuccullata (small rock oyster)
Lineage: Eukaryota; Metazoa; Mollusca; Bivalvia; Ostreida; Ostreidae
Product: protein kinase C-binding protein NELL2-like
Exons: 15
Coding region: 156-2531 (791 amino acids)
Biological process (GO): G protein-coupled acetylcholine receptor signaling pathway; anatomical structure development; receptor clustering
Cellular component (GO): extracellular region; cell surface
Molecular function (GO): signaling receptor binding; laminin binding
Source: RefSeq, a predicted model, not a curated record
AAAUUCCUUAUGGAUAUAUAAUUUUGUGAAGAAAGUUUUCAUAGGCACUUGAAUAAUCUUCAUCGCAUGAUGAAAUAUGAUCUCAUAUACAAACGUAUUAUUAUUUACCCUGACGCUUAAACAUCUACCCGAUACCAGAGAUUUGCUGAUCAGAUAUGAGGCUCAACAGCUACGAACUGAAUGGAUUAAUAUUAACAUAUCUUACAUUGUCUGAGAUCAUUUCUUUGACACAAGGUUGUAUUCUUUUGCUAAAUGGUUGGGAACCCCUUUCUGUAUACAACCGAACGCUACUAGCGGAUGUAGUAGUUUCAGGAUAUGUACAUGAAACUUACAAAGACCUCAGGUCCAAAGAUUUUACUUACAGUGCCAAAAUAGAGUUGAUUACAAUAUAUAAAGGUCAGGAACUGGUCGAAAAGCUUACCCCUGUGUCGAAGAACACUUUUGUCAUUAGUAAUUUUGGGGAUAAGAAAAUGUGUUAUGCUGACAUAUCCGAAGAUGAAAUCUACAUAUUGUUUCUGACAAUAUACAAGGAAAGACUGUCGGCGAAAUACGAUGAUAUCUUUGGUGCUGCCACUGAGCUUACCAAAACCAAAGAAGAAGAAAUACUCACACAGCUAGGUUGGAAUUUUUGGUCGUCGUGGGAAUCUUGCAGCGCUACUUGUGGAAAAGGAACUCAGAUCCGAAAACGAGGCUGCAGCGACCUGACUUCCUGUUCUAGCGCAGUCUCAGAAAGGAGGUCCUGUAACGAAUUCCCCUGUAAAGGAACAACAGACAUACUCAAAGCAUUAGGGAUACCUAAACUUCCUCACGGGGUAUCCAUAGAAUCUAACAGAACUUCAGCUUACUCUAUAAGUAGUGAAGCCAAUUUAUAUAUUCCUCUAUCCGACCUCUACAGAGGUAAAUUUCCGAAGGAUUUCUCGAUAUUAAUCACCGCCAAGCUUAACAAAUCGUCGGAAGGAUAUAUAUUAACGUUUAGUGACAUUAUGGGCCAACAGAAAAUGGCUAUAAAGUUUGGAGAAAGGCUUACCUUAGAAUAUUACGAUCAAAACGGACUACCUGGGCCUAAAUCUCCAGGAUUUGUAGAGAAUCUCAGUGACUCUACCUGGCACCAAUUCGCCUUCAGUGUGGAAGAUCAACAAGUGACUCUUUUUAUUGACUGUGAGAAAGUGAGGUCUCAGUUCUUCGGAAGGAGUAUGAAACCUUAUGUAGGAGUUAACUUAAUGCUUGCUCUAGGGCCCUACUUUGCAAGGCAUGGAACUCCAUUCCAGGGGUCCAUCGAACAGCUACUUAUUGUUAAGAAUCCAAAUGCAGCUGCUCAACAGUGUUCCAGUAAAUUGCAAAACGGGGAGAAAAUAAUUGGGACAGAAAAAGCAGUUAAAGACGACAGUCAGGUUGGUGUCGCCCAGACAUUAUUACAGUCCGAACAAUCCAAACCGGACAAUAGCGAAGACAGAACAACAUUUAAAAACACGUCUGCAGCAGCCUUAAAUACUCAAGAAACAUCAACUGUUUAUAUUGAUUGGUCGGAAUGGUCUACAUGCAGUGUGUCUUGUGGUAUGGGAUUCCAGUCCCGCACUCGCUACUGUGGUAACAAUGACCUUGAAAAUUGCUUAGAAAAAGAAAAUCAGUUAAUUCAGACGAAACCUUGUGGGGGGAAAGCAUGUUCUGAUGCAGCUUCAGCCAAAGGCUGUUCGAAAGAAUGUUAUAAUGGCGGCUCCUGCAGACUAGAUGGAAGUUGCGCAUGCCCAAAAGGAUACAAAGGGAAACAGUGCCAAAAAGUUAUUUGCAAACCACGCUGUAAAAAUGGCGGGAAAUGCAUUCGUCCUGGUGUGUGUGUUUGUCCCAAAGGCUACUCACAACCAACAUGUAAAGCAACAGUUGGAUGUAGCAUAAAGUGCCAAAAUGGUGGGAAAUGUUGGAAAAGAAAAAGAUGCAAAUGCAAAAAGGGAUACAAGGGAAAAGAUUGUUCAAUACCGAUAUGUCGGCGUCGGUGUAAUAAUGGCGGGAAAUGCGUUGCACCAAAUAAGUGUUCUUGUCGGCAGGACUAUAGAGGAAGAAGAUGUCAGAAAGCUAUCUGCAAACCAAAAUGCAAAAAUGGUGGAUCGUGUAUAUUUCCAAACGUUUGCAAGUGCAAGGCAGGGUUUUAUGGGUCCCACUGCGAGAAGUAUAAAUGUAGGAGGAGAUGUAAAAAUGGUGGUUUCUGUAUAGGACCAAAUAAAUGUAGCUGUCCACUGGGGUACUCAGGGAAAUGGUGUCACAUAGGGCGAUGCAAUCAGCCAUGUCUAAAUGGUGGAAAAUGUAGAAACAAUAAAUGUCGAUGUACUGCGGGAUGGAAAGGCAAAAGAUGCUCAAUUAGAGGCUGUACUUAUACUCGAUACACCGUGCCAUAUGAUAGGUCCUACAAGAGGAUGUACCGAGAGGAAUACAUCACGAAAUGUGGGCCAUGGAGCUGGAAAUCUUGUGUCAAAACCAGAAUUCGGUACGAAAUUGUAGCAAAAACAAUAUACAAAGCAGCAUAUAAAUGCAUCUGAGAAGAGUGGAUAAUUACUUGAACGAUAAUUUUAAAAAAAUGUCACAGUUCAGGCUUCAUUUAUUAAUGAAGAUAAUCACAUUGGAAAACAGACUAGAAGUAUGGAGAAGGCCCUCCUCAAGGAAUCAAUGGAUUCUAUGUAAAACUUCCUGCAUUAUUUCUCUGGACCGGAAGUUAUUAAAGACAAACAUAAAAUGAAAUACAUUCAUGUUUCAUGAUAAGAGAAAUUUCCAAGUUUAAGAAAAAAUAUGGAACCCUGACGUCAGAGAAAUAGGGAUUUAUCAAUCCUACUUAUACCUAUAGCCUCAUUUUUGAUAUACCUCAAUUCGCAGACUAUUUUUACAUUCCAUAGCUAUGUCAGAUGUACAGUGGCUCUGUUGCAAACUUGAGAGAAAAUGGCAAAAAUGUAUGGUAUAUUUUAUAUUUAUACCAAAGAAUAUGCGUUUGAUACUCAAACAUCUAAAUGAUUUUUGCUUUGUUGAGAUUUUAACCUAUACACUAUAUUGUUUCAAAUAUUUUUCUACAUUUAUGUGCUUUUUAAUACAUGUUUCAUGUGGAUUGACAGAUUUCAAAGAAUAAAAGUAAAUUAUUGA